ACAGCAGCAGAUUUAUGAGUGCAGCUAAAUCUGAAACAGCUUGUUCAACACGUGAACCAGGAAGAGACACAUCAGAGCAAAGGACACGACUAGGGACAACAGGGGAAUCACAGACAGCUGAACCAACAGACAGAUGACUCCUCCUCCUUCACCUCCUGUCCCCAAACCUAGAGCUCGUUACAAGACGACCAGUUUGAGCUCCGCCUCCUCGUUAGACAGGAGCGAUGACAACACGGUUCCUCGGAGCAGAGAUGACGGGGCUACUCGUCUUCCUCCUUCCUCCGGCUCCGAUAAUGGCUUCAUCUUCCCAACUCUGGUCAGUGUCACUGACAUCAUCGCGGCCAACAUUCCGUCAUUGGCUGGGGUCGCUGCUGCUGUUGGGGGCUCCGCCCCCCCAGCCUGUUCUGCCCCCUCUGCCCCCCCCUCCAUUGACAGCAUAGCUGACAACAUCACCACUCACAUACCGAGCUUAGCAUGCACUGCUAAUGCUCUUGCUAACCCAGCUGAUGCUACAUCAAAGCCUUCCUCUUGCCCCACACCUGUACCUGCUGCUAACACAGGUGCUGCUAGCAUUGUUAGCUCAUUAGCAAACAUGGCCGCUUCAUUAGGGAUUAUUAGCUUCGUCCCUUCAGCCCCACCCCCCUCAGAUGGUAAACCCAACCCCCCUGCACUACCAAGGAUUGCACUUCCUGAAGACCAUCACACAGAUGUUGGGGCUCUGUCCCAUCUGGUUAUGUCAUCUUUAGACCCGACUGCAGGAGUCAUGCUACCUCCUGUAGAGGGAGCUGCUGAACCCACAGACGAAGUUUUCAAUCCGUCUCCCCACGUCGCUUUAGCCGAAGUCCCGUAUGUCACCGUGUUGUCUUGUUGGGAUGGUGAGGAAGCUGACUCUGAAUCAUCCAAUGAGGAGGAGGAUACUGGAGUAAGCCCUGCCUCCUUUGCAGAUAAUGGACCAAUGGGAGGAGAUUCCCCCUCAGACACAGCUACAAAUACUCACAAGGUCCCGAUCAAUCCUCCAGGUCGUAUCAUCCCCAAGAGGCCAGCUCCACCUCCUCCUCGUGCUAUUGGCCAAUCAGAGAAACCUGGAAAACGAGUGAAACAGAAGAUCCCAAGAGCAGCAACGAUCCGAGUGUCCAGGAAGAAGUGCAGCAACGGAAGUUCAGGUCCACAGAGCGCUGUGGUCCGGUCCAGCUGGCUGGACGUCUGGAAGGGCUUCAGACACAAUGUGCUAUGGGCAACUUUGGACGGACAGCAGAUGUCUCUGUGGAAGAAACGCACAGACCGGUUCAGUGAGGUGUUGUUUCAUGUGUCCAGCAUCACCAACGUGAAGACACAGGACAAAGGAAGAUUCUCUGUUUACUUCAGGAAGAAACAUUACGACUUCAUGGCUCAUAGUGACGAGGUUCAGGAUGGUUGGGUUGCGUCGCUGCUGGCAUCACGAGGCCAGCCAAGCCCCGCCCCUGCCCAACUGCAUGGACCAAUCACCAUUAAAGAGCCCCGGAGUCGCGCCUAUGCGGCAGUCUGGAGUCACGAUCUCUGGAUUUACCCCAACAAAGAGGGCUACCUGCUGGGCAUCGCCUCCUUCUCCGUCCCCCUGAACGUGGCCGCGGUGAAAUCUACAGGAAAACACUCGUUUACCCUCAUCACUCCAUACAAGAGCUUCAAUCUGUCGGUCGACUCUUCGAAGGACCUGCCACUCUGGUUGGACGGUCUGUCCUUGUCUAUCCGCAGUGCUCUGUCCUGCAGCCAGGUGGCGAUGCGCCUUCUGGAAAACCCCUGCAACAAGGUGUGUGGUGACUGUGGCUCAGCCAAUCCUGAGUGGGCGUCGGUCAACCUGUUGCUGGUCGUCUGUGAGGCGUGUGCAGGUCAGCAUCGCGCUCUGGGUAGUAACCUGUCGAAGGUACGCAGUCUGAUGAUGGACAACAAGGUCUGGACUGAACCACUGUUACAGCUGUUUGUCGCCUACGGGAACCGGCUGGCCAAUCAGGUGUGGGCGGCUUCAGUGCCGGCAGCCGAGCAGCUGAUUCCUGACUCGUCUGAUGAGGAGAGGUCAAAGUUCAUCCAGGAUAAAUACAGCAGGGGGCGCUACAGACGAGUCCAUCCACUGACGUCCUGUCUCUCUCUAAUGGACCAGAGGCUGCGAGAGGUGGCGUGUACUGAUGACAUCGAGGAGACCAUGUCUCUGAUCUGCUCAGGGGCAAAGGUGCGUCAGACAGAUCCUCAGAGCCCCUCCCCCAUCCUCCUGGCUGAGAGGGCGGGGCAUGCUCUGCAGAGUGAGCUGCUCCGACUCAACGAGUACACAGAAGUCCCGCCUCACCAGCCCCAGUCAAUCAAAAGGAGACCUGACUCCGCCCCCUCAGGUGAAGAGGAGGAGGAGCUUCAUGGGAAACUGGAAGAAGAUCGUUUUCUUUUCUCGGUAGAAAACGAUUCAGCAGCUUGUGACGUCCUCGACCUGCGAGAGCUCCUGUCAGUGUUCAUCAAAUACGGCGCGGCCCAUGAGUUUGAGAUGGUGACGUUGAGCGAUCAGCUGAUUUGUGCAGCUGACGAUCACGACACUCUGAUGACUCACCUGCUGCACAUCCUGAAGGUGAUUCUCCCAGGGGGUGUGUCUUAUGCAGAGGUGGGCGGGGCGUCAGCUGUCAGUAAAGUGUGUGUGGUUGAAGUGGGCGGAGCCUCGAGUCAGUCUGACGCCUGGUUGUUACUCUGUGAGGAUGGCGUCAGCGUCCAUCCCGUCCACAGACACACACACACAGACACACACAGACACACACACCCAACUGUGAGGAUGGACCUGAGCACGAUCCGUCACCAUGAACUGGACCCAUCAAAAAACGUCAUCACCAUGGAAACUGGAGACAGGGGCGUGUCUUUGCGUUUCAAGGAGCAGCACAGCUGUCAGUCCUGGUUCAACCACCUGCAGAGAGCUCUGACCAAUCACAGCUCGGAUCCUCACUGUCCUCCAGCAGCCAAUCACAGCUUAGAUGCUCACCGUCCUCCAGCAGCCAAUAGCAGCUCCACUCGUCAGGCUCUGUACCCGGAUCUGGACGUUGGCUUGAGAGGUUCAGUACCACAGGGUAUCGAACGCUGCAUCUCCCACAUCACUGCCCACGGUUUGAAGGUGGAGGGCGUGUACCGCCGCUGUGGCCUUGCUGCGAAAGUGAACCAAUUGGUGGAGGCUCUGAUGACAUCACCAAGUUCUGCCCUCCUGGAAAGUGACGAGCAAGGUGUGUUGGACGCUGGCUCCGCCCUCAAACAAUAUGUCCGCCAGCAGCAGGGUUUAAUCCCCAACGUACAGCCGUGGCUGCAGGCCGCAGUGGUUUCAGAUCAACGCUCCAGGUUUAAAGCUUAUCAACGGUUACUACGCCAACUUCCUGACGACAACCGAGCUACGCUGAGCGCACUGUUCGCACACUUCUACAUGGUCCAGGUGUUCUCUCAGGUGAACAAGAUGUCCGCUCAGAAUCUCGCUCUGAUUCUCGUCCCGUCUCUGUUUCACACCUUGAGCCAGGAUCUGCUCACACUCACCAGAGAGUUCAUCAUCCACCACCCACUGCUGUUCCUGACACCUGAGGAAGAGGAGGAGGAACAGAUCACAGUCUUCUGAUGAAGAAGAAGAAGGACAAAUUAGAAGUGAUAUUUUAUCUCUGCAUUUUUCACUCAUUUACUUGUUUUAUUCAUUCAUUACUUUAUUUUUUGGGUGAAAUCCACACAAACACAAUAUCUAUGGAAUAUUGUGUUUGAAUAUUAAAUCAAUGAAAAUAA
Messenger RNA from Platichthys flesus (European flounder), 3762 nucleotides. Its product is annotated as arf-GAP with Rho-GAP domain, ANK repeat and PH domain-containing protein 1. Gene Ontology annotation, biological process: signal transduction. The transcript has 26 exons. The record is from RefSeq and is a predicted model, not a curated record. The coding region runs from base 134 to 3604 and encodes 1156 amino acids. Gene Ontology annotation, molecular function: GTPase activator activity. NCBI's taxonomy places the organism in Eukaryota, Metazoa, Chordata, Actinopteri, Pleuronectiformes, Pleuronectidae.